AUGUUAUGGAAUCCUUGUACCGGAGAAUACCGGGUCCUACCACAGCCUCCCGUUCAUUCCUCCCGAGAAUGUUUUUUCGGGUUCAGUUAUGAUUCAACCACUGAUGAUUACAAAGUAAUACUGGGGAAUAGCUAUUUAUCUGGUUAUGAAUAUGUUGUUGUCUUUAUGCUCAAAGGGGGUUCAUGGAGGAAGAUUGAAAGGCUCAACAGGUAUUUCGGGGUGAGUUGGGUAGGGUGUUUAGUUAACGAAGCUCUGCAUUGGGUAUUGAAGGAAGUGGAAGACGGUAGGUUAAUUACUUCAAGGAUAGUGUCAUUUGAUUUAGCGGAGGAGAAAUUUCAUGAGAUUCCAUUUCCCCAUCCUCCCAAUCCAAAUGACAAUGGGUUUUUGAUUGCCGAAGUUGGAAAUCCUUGUAAUUGCUUAACUCUAGUCUUUCAAACCGUGUAUUGUGAUGUUGCUGGCAAUUUAAAGUUGUGGGUUAUGAAGGAGUAUGGAGUCAAGGAAUCUUGGACUGAAGUCAUAAACAUCUCUCCAGAGGUUAUGGAUGAAGAUGAAAACAUCCCUUUAGAGUUUAUGUAUGAUGGUGAACCGUAUACAUACAUGGCAUGCAUUUCUGAUAAUGGCGAGAUUUUGAUGCAGCUGGAACCUGUAGGCACCUUGGCAUUAUAUAACCCAAGGGAAAAGAAAUAUAGGACUGUCAUGGGCUAUCCUGAUUACAUGUAUGAAACUGCCCCUUAUAUAGAAACUUUAGUUUCACCAGUAACCGGCAGUACUGGCGCAAGUGUGUGA
Rosa rugosa (rugosa rose) is the source of this 786-nucleotide messenger RNA. Its product is annotated as F-box protein CPR1-like. NCBI's taxonomy places the organism in Eukaryota, Viridiplantae, Streptophyta, Magnoliopsida, Rosales, Rosaceae. Bases 1 to 786 code for a protein of 261 amino acids. The transcript has a single exon. The record is from RefSeq and is a predicted model, not a curated record.